AGGCACUUCACCCAGUAAAGGCCGUGUUGUGGUUCCCGAUUCCGUUCCAGGAAAAAGAGCAGGCACUUCACCCAGUAAAGGCCGUGUUGUGGUUCCCGUCCUGCUCCAGGUAUUUGAGAUUUCAGACUCAGGAGAUGUGACACAUCAAGAAUCUACUGACUCGCCAUACAGGAAAGACACUCGGGACGAUUGCAAGGAUGAUGAAUAUGAUCAUGAGUCAAAAGAAGGCCCUCAACAACAUUACACGAAUGUGCUACCAGGCGAAGUCGAGGCGCACGCUGAACAAGGUAGCGAUGGAAAUUAUCAUGCAAAUCUACAACUAGUAGUGUUGCCAAGAGAGAAGACGACCAACACGUCGACGGCAUUGCCGGAAAGCGCCCAGUAUACACCUAGACCACCUACUUACACUAACAUGGACCUCCUCGAGUCCCGCAAACGAGAGAGCCCUCUUGUAUGGGCUGAUUGUAGCGCAUCUGAGAGUAGACCUGCAGCAGCGUCAUUGACAGAAGUUCCUUCAUCUUCAC
Messenger RNA from Amoebophrya sp. A25, 524 nucleotides. Lineage: Eukaryota; Dinophyceae; Syndiniales; Amoebophryaceae. The record is from the annotation of a GenBank genome assembly.